CGUCCCGGACGUGGUUACGCGCUCGGCUCGGCGUGGAUCAGUGGUGGCGCUGCUGCUGCCGCGGCCCUCACUUCCUUUGCUCGGCGACCACCAAGUUCCCCCCCUGCCCCCCCAGACAGACAACCAUGGCGGCUCCCACGCAACCCGUCUCACAACGCGGCAUCGUCAAGCAGGUGCUCUCCGGCGGCGCGAUCAUCGUCCGCGGGCAGCCCCGGGGGGGUCCUCCGCCCGAGCGGCAGAUCAACCUGAGCAACGUGCGGGCGCCCGCCCUGGCCCGCCGUGCUGCACUCAGCCAGCCAGACGCCCGCGACAUCCCCGAUGAGCCGUGGGCUUUCCCAGCGCGCGAGUUCUUGCGGAAGAAGUUGAUCGGGAAGGAGGUGUGCUUCGUUGUGGAGUACAAGGCUCCUGCCGGGCGUGAAUAUGGAAUGGUCUACAUCGGUAAAGACACGAGCGGGGAGAACGUGACGGAGUCUUUGGUGAUUGAGGGCUUGGUGUCCGUACGCCGAGAGGGAAUCCGAACGAGCAACCAAGACCAAGCCCGCUUGUGCGACUUGGAAGACCAGGCGAAGGCGCAGAAGAAGGGCGUCUGGGGAGAGGGCACGGGCUCGCAAACCACGCGCGACCUCAAAUACACCGUGGAAAAUCCCCGUCACUUUGUGGACUCCUUUCACCAGAACCCAGUGAACGCCAUAAUUGAGCAUGUGCGCGAUGGCUGCACGUUCCGUGCCCUGCUGCUGCCAGACAACUUCAUGGUGACUGUGAUGCUCUCUGGAGUCAAGUGCCCCAUGUUUAAGCGCGAGGCCGAUGGCACGGAGACACCAGAGCCGUUCGCAGCAGAGGCAAAGUUCUUCACCGAGUCGCGUCUGCUGCAGCGCGAUGUGCAGAUCGUCCUGGAAGGGGUGUCCAACCAGAAUAUCUUGGGGACUAUCCUUCAUCCGAAUGGGAAUAUCACAGAGCUCCUCCUCAAGGAAGGCUUUGCACGCUGUGUUGACUGGUCGAUGGGCAUCUACACACAAGGCCCAGACAAGCUUCGAGCUGCUGAGCGAAUUGCCAAGGAACAGAAGCGUCGCAUCUGGAAGGAUUACGUGGCACCAACGGCCAAUUUGGACUCCAAGGACAAGCAGUUUACGGCCAAGGUGGUGCAAAUCCUAAAUGCGGAUGCCAUUGUGGUGAAGACCAAUGCGGCCGAGUUCAAGACGAUCCACCUCUCGAGCAUUCGUCCGCCCAGGAUGGAGGAAGGAGGAGGGCAGGACAAGAACAGAAGGCUACGUCCUCUGUAUGACAUUCCUUACAUGUUUGAAGCUCGAGAAUUUCUCCGGAAGAAGCUCAUUGGAAAGAAGGUGAACAUUUCCGUGGACUACAUUCGGGCUGCGUCGGCUGCCACGGACUCCACGCCAGCCUUCACCGAGCGGACGUGCGCCACCAUUACAAUCGGCGGAGUGAAUAUUGCCGAAGCCCUUGUGAGUAAAGGCUUCGCCACCGUCCUGCGAUACCGCCAAGAUGAUGACCAGCGUUCUGCCCACUAUGACGAGCUGCUUGCUGCCGAGUCCAGGGCAAUCAAAAAUGCCAAGGGGCUGCACAGCAAGAAGGAGAUUCCGAUUCACCGAGUGGCUGACCUGUCUGGGGACGUUCAAAAAGCCAAGCAGUUUCUGCCAUUCCUUCAGCGAGCUGGCCGGAGCGAGGCUAUCGUGGAGCACGUCUUCAGCGGGUCGCGCAUCAAGCUUUUCCUGCCCAAAGAAACCUGCCUCAUCACAUUCCUGUUGGCUGGCAUUGAGUGUCCACGCAUGGCUCGGAACGGCCCAGGGGGAGCCCAGGAGAGUGAGCCCUACAGCAAUGAGGCCAUGCUGUUCACCAAGGAGAUGGUCCUUCACAGAGAGGUGGAGGUAGAAGUGGAGACGAUGGACAAGGCCGGAAACUUCAUCGGCUGGCUUCAGGUGGAAGGAGUCAACUUGUCAGUGGCGCUGGUUGAGCACGCACUCUCUCGGGUGCACUUCACAGCCGAGCGCAGCUCCUAUUUCAAAAAUCUCACGGUCGCCGAGGAGGCUGCUAAGAAGGCAAAGGAGAAGAUCUGGGCCGACUAUACGGAACAGCCAGAGGAAGGGACAACCGUGCCGCUCGUAGAAGAGACGGAGCGUAAAACCGUCUACAAGCAAGUGGUCAUCACAGAGAUCAACGAUGACUUGCACUUCUUUGCCCAGGAUGUGGAAACUGGCGCACAGUUGGAGAAGCUGAUGGAGAGCAUGCGGUCCGAGCUUGCAGCCAACCCGCCCCUGGAAGGGUCCUUUACACCUCACCGUGGAGACUACUGCAUUUCUAACUUUUCCGACGGAGAAUGGUAUCGGGCACGCAUUGAGAAAGUGGAGGGCUUGUCCAAGGUGUCCGUUUUCUACAUUGACUACGGCAAUAGGGAGACGGUGGCCAACGCGAAACUCGCAGCCCUUCCGACGGGCUACAGCGUACAUUCCUUCCCAGCACAGGCCAAAGAGUACGCCUUCGCCCUGAUCCAGGUUGCGGACGACGAGGAUGCCAAGGGGGAUACGGUGGACUCGCUGGUUCGUGACGUUCAGAACAUCCAGUGUCUCCUCAACGUGGAGUAUCGUGGCGCAACCUGCGACCACGUCACACUGCUCUACGCCGACACGCAGGAUGACGUGGGUCUGGGCCUGGUCAAGGAGGGCCUUGUCAUUGUCGAGCUUCGCAAAGAAAAGCGGCUGGCCAAGCUGGUCUCUGAGUAUUUCAAGGCACAAGAGUCUGCUAAAGGAAGCAGGCUGAACAUUUGGCGCUAUGGCGAUUUCACUGCAGACGACGCCGUGGAGUUUGGCUAUAAACGCUAGACAGAGCCAAGCAGACUCAUGGGGGAAAUGAGAAAAAAAAAACUCACCUGAAAAAAAAAGUCGCAUGUAGCCAUUUCUCAUACUAUCUUAUCAACUUGCAAAUACUGUAAGCUGCCUACAGUUUAUUGCUUAGUGCCAUUUCAAGCCUCCAUUUACUAGUGAUAGUUCUGCUUCUACUUUCUUGUGAUGUCAGUUGGAGAGGGGGGGGUAGACUGCUCAGGCUGUGGGGAAUUUCUUCGUAUGCCAAAUGCUUUUAAGGUAGGAUGUGGUACAUUUCAGCUGUGACAAAGAAAUCAACAGGGCUCUUUUUGGCACGGGAGAGUGACAUGAAUAGUAUUUUAAUAGUUUUGUAAUUGAUGACCGAUUGCAACUUCCUUAUUCUGUUCCAAAAUGUUAUGUGCCCGUGUCAUUAAUGUAAUGAACAUACUUCUCGCAGUUGUUUCUGCCUUUUAAUCAAAACCCACAAUCAUCUUCGACCAUACAUGAAUCUGUGAAAGCUGUUUGGAACGUUGCAUUGUUUUAAUUAUAUGACUGAAAGGUAUAUACAGUCUAUGUAAUUAUAAUUAGUUUGAUGAAGUGAAAGAUCAUCGUCGAUAAUGCUCACCAUUUCAGUCAGUAUUGGUACAACCCUUGGUUUGGCUACCUUGAACUGCUGUAUACUGGCAGCUUACUGUUUGACCAAUAGAAGCUACAUGUCUUUACUGGAUGAAUUAAAACAAAUAUCAGUGAA
This is a messenger RNA of Lethenteron reissneri (Far Eastern brook lamprey), 3564 nucleotides long. It is a transcript of the gene SND1, whose product is annotated as staphylococcal nuclease and tudor domain containing 1. Gene Ontology annotation, molecular function: RNA binding; nuclease activity. Gene Ontology annotation, biological process: regulatory ncRNA-mediated gene silencing; mRNA catabolic process. The record is from RefSeq and is a predicted model, not a curated record. Gene Ontology annotation, cellular component: RNAi effector complex; cytosol; nucleus. Lineage: Eukaryota; Metazoa; Chordata; Hyperoartia; Petromyzontiformes; Petromyzontidae.